Molecule: messenger RNA, 1736 nt
Organism: Grus americana (Whooping crane)
Lineage: Eukaryota; Metazoa; Chordata; Aves; Gruiformes; Gruidae
Product: procathepsin L-like
Exons: 8
Coding region: 277-1287 (336 amino acids)
Biological process (GO): immune response
Cellular component (GO): lysosome
Molecular function (GO): cysteine-type endopeptidase activity
Source: RefSeq, a predicted model, not a curated record
GAGCAUUUUGUUCCCUGAAUAUGGCUGUGAGCAUAUUUGUUGCCCCCUUUUUGUCCCCCGUGCCCCAGUAAUUGUCCUGACUAUUGCAGUUGUGUUUUAGCUUCUACUACGUGUCCCGUUGAGUAAUUUUUGGUGCAGGUUUUGAGGUUGGAGGGGCGGAAGAGGACGUAAUGGAGGAAGUUGCAUAUCUCUGAAGCUUCCUUGAGAGAAAUCUGCAGACAGAAAAGUUGCUCCCCUUUCUCCCUGCAUUCUUUAGAGCCGGGUGGGUGCCAGUGGAUGCUGGGUGCCAUGGCCGUGCCGCUGGGGCUGCUGCUGGCCCUGCUGGGCUCCGCCACGGCGCCAGAUCCGGCCCUGGAGGAGGCCUGGGAAGGGUGGAAGAGCCUCCACGCCAAGGAGUACCUAGGGGAGGCAGAGGCUGCCCGCAGGGAGGUCUGGGAGAAGAACCUGCGGCGCAUCCAGCAGCACAACCUGGAGGAGUCGCAGGGGCAGCACACCUUCCGCCUGGCCAUGAACCACUACGGGGACCUGACGGACAAGGAGUUUAACCAGCUCCUGAACGGCUUCACGCCGGUGUGGCAGGAGAAGCCGGCGCUGCUCUUCCAGGCGUCGGAAGACGUGAAGACCCCAGCGGAAGUGGACUGGCGGGCAAAGGGCUACGUGACGCCCGUGAAGAACCAGGGGCACUGCGGGUCAUGCUGGGCGUUCAGUGCCACGGGAGCCUUGGAGGGGCUCGUCUUCAACCAGACGGGGAAGCUGGCGGUGCUGAGCGAGCAGAACCUCAUCGACUGCUCCCGAAAGCUGGGCAACAACGGCUGCCACGGCGGCUACAUGACCCGCGCCUUCCAGUACGUGCGUGACAACGGCGGCUUGAACUCGGAGCACGUCUACCCCUACAUGGCCACGGACACCUCCAGCUGCCGGUACAACCCCCAGGACAGGGCGGCCAACUGCUCCACCGUCUGGCUGGUGGCCCAGGGCAGCGAGGUGGCACUGGAACAGGCGGUGGCGGCCAUAGGCCCCGUGUCCGUGGCGGUGGACGCCAGCGGCUUCCAAUUCCACUUCUACAAGUCAGGUAUCUUCAGCAGCAUGUUUUGCAGCCAGCGGGUAAACCACGGCAUGCUGGCCGUGGGCUACGGCACAAGCCAGGAGCAGGGGCGCAACGUGAGCUACUGGAUCUUAAAGAACAGCUGGUCGGAGGCGUGGGGUGAGCGGGGCUACAUCCGACUGCUGAAAGGCACCGACAACCAGUGCGGGGUGGCCAACCAGGCCAGCUUCCCCAUGCUGUGAGCCGGGCCAGCCCUCCCUCCCCGUGCUGCGGAUCCAGGGCCGUUUCCUUCUAGAAAGGGGUUUUUGUUUGUGUGCGGUGAGAAGCAAUUAAAAUUGGUACGGCAAAUGGCUCUGUGCCUGCAAACGGGGGCCAGCCAUGGUUUGGUGGCCAAGCUGAUGCAGCCGGUCCUUCUCCUGGUGGGAAAGACAAAGCUCCUUCCGCACGACGCUCGGCGAGAGGCUCUUCUUUUUUUUUUCUCUCCCAGCCCAGCCAUCUCCUUCCCCUCCCGCGGCCCCUUUUCCUUCCAGCUGCGUCCCGAAGGCCGCCGGCCAGGGCUGGAUUUUCUGCCCGUGCCUGCGGCUCUGCCUGACCCUGCAGAGACCGAGCCAACGCCGCUGCCCCUGCGCGCCGAGCUCUUUAGAAAACAGCUCUUUACCCAUUAAACCUGCGUGACAAGGCAGAAAACGAA